CGGCUCAGUGAGGUCACACCUUCAGUGCGCAUGCGUGAGAGGUCGUGCUCGUCUCGCCCACAGUGCGUGCUCCUGCAGUGUGUGCGUGCGGUGUGCUCGUGCUCGCUGCUCGUCCUCAUCAACAACAACAUUAACCCCAACCGGACUGAGAGUCUCCGGUCCCGGUGCCCUCUGGACCGUCAGGAGCGUCUGGACCACCGGAGAGGAGGAGAGAUGGCGGAGACGGUGAAGUACGUGGACGACGAGCAUAAGAGCAUCUUCCUGAAGCUGCUGAACGAGCAGCGGCUGGAGGGCGAACACUGUGACAUCGCCGUGGUGGUCGAAGACGUCAAGUUCCGCGCUCACCGCUGUGUGCUCGCCGCCUGCUCCAACUACUUCAAAAAACUCUUCAAAAAACACGAGGUGGACAACUCCUCCGUGAUUGAGAUCGACUUCAUCCGCUCUGACAUCUUUGAGGAGGUGUUGAACUACAUGUACACCGCCAAGAUCUCCGUGAAGAAGAGAGACGUCAACCUCAUGAUGUCAUCAGGACAGAUACUCGGCAUCCGCUUCCUCGACAAACUCUGCUCUCAGAAACGAGACGUGUCAUCAGAGGACAAAGACAAGUUUCCGUAUGACAUCGUAAAGAUGGCGCUGCCGCCCGAGGCUCAGCUUGCCGCUGACGCUGAGGUGCUCGGGGAGCACGACGACACGCCCACCACAGAUGACCUCGUUGAAGGGUCGGCCAAUCAGGAGCUAGAUAAGUCCCCCAGUGCAGCGCUGCGUGUCCAGGAAGCCAUCCUGAAAGAACUGACCAAUGAGGACGUACACAAGGUGACCUGCUACGACCAGGAUGUGGUGACAGAGAUGGAGGCGGAGCCUAAAGAGCUGGGGGCGGAGCACCACGCCACCCAAACGCUGACGUUUGCAGACAGUAUUGGGGAGGUGAAGGACGAGCAGCCGCCCGGCUGGUCGACGGCAACGACCGACAUGAAGUUUGAAUACCUGCUGUAUGGACACCGAGACCAGCUCGGCUGCCAGGUGUGUGGGAAGACCUUCCUGGACGAGAGCAGACUCAGGAAACAUGAGAAACUUCAUUCAGCAGAGCGCCCGUUCGCAUGUGAGAUCUGCACCAAAGCUUUCACCACCCACGCUCACCUGAAAGAACACCUGAAGAUCCACACGGGCUUCAAACCGUACAGGUGUGACGUUUGUGGGAAGUCGUUCAUUCGAGCUCCAGACCUGAAAAAACAUGAACGUGUUCACAGCAACGAGAGGCCGUUCGCCUGCCAGAUGUGUGACAAGGCGUUUAAACACAAGUCUCACCUGAAGGAUCAUGAGAGGAGACACAGAGGAGAGAAACCCUUCGUCUGUCCGUCCUGCACCAAGGCCUUCGCCAAGGCGUCGGAUCUGAAGCGUCAUGAGAACAACAUGCACAGUGAGAGGAAGCAGCUGAACCCGCUGCAGAGCGACACGGAGACGCUGCAGGCUGCCGCCAUGGCUGCUGAGGAGCAACAUCUGGACAGCAUCAGCUGCUCCUAACACCUGGACAGCAUCAGCUGCUCCCAACAUCUGGACAGCAUCAGCUGCUCCUAACACCUGGACAGCAUCAGCUGCUCCUAACAUCUGGACAGCAUCAGCUGCUCCCAACAUCUGGACAGCAUCAGCUGCUCCUAACACCUGGACAGCAUCAGCUGCUCCCAACAUCUGGACAGCAUCAGCUGCUCCUAACACCUGGACAGCAUCAGCUGCUCCUAACACCUGGACAGCAUCAGCUGCUCCUAACAUCUGGAGUGUCAGUGUAUUAACAGUAUUUCCAGUGGUGUGUUUUCUUGGUUCUUGUGUGUUGAAGGAAUCAGGUGUUUCCAGCUGUGAAGCAGUGACCAUGAACUGACUUUAACCUGGACUGAUGACCUCAUGGAUCACAUGAUGAUCACGUGAUGAUCAUGGUAGACCUGCCGUCUCCUCUGGCUCCCUGUGUGUGUGUGUGUGUGUGUGUGUGUGUGUGUGUGUGUGUGUGUGUGUGUGUGUGUGUGUGUGUGUGUGUGUGUCUGUGUGUGUGUCUGUGUGUGUGUGUGUGUGUGUGUCUGUGUGUGUGUGU
Sebastes umbrosus (honeycomb rockfish) is the source of this 2080-nucleotide messenger RNA. RefSeq names its product zinc finger and BTB domain containing 14 (gene zbtb14). The record is from RefSeq and is a predicted model, not a curated record. Gene Ontology annotation, cellular component: nucleus. The coding region runs from base 31 to 1521 and encodes 496 amino acids. The transcript is spliced from 11 exons. Gene Ontology annotation, molecular function: RNA polymerase II cis-regulatory region sequence-specific DNA binding; protein binding; DNA-binding transcription factor activity, RNA polymerase II-specific. Gene Ontology annotation, biological process: regulation of transcription by RNA polymerase II. NCBI's taxonomy places the organism in Eukaryota, Metazoa, Chordata, Actinopteri, Perciformes, Sebastidae.